This is a messenger RNA of Ixodes scapularis (black-legged tick), 1802 nucleotides long. RefSeq lists its product as uncharacterized. Lineage: Eukaryota; Metazoa; Arthropoda; Arachnida; Ixodida; Ixodidae. Bases 129 to 1793 code for a protein of 554 amino acids. The record is from RefSeq and is a predicted model, not a curated record. The transcript is spliced from 8 exons.
GUGACAGAAUUGGUUUAAAAAUGGCCGCGCUCAUUCAUCAUUCAGCUCGCCUGCCACUCGGAGACAAAAGUAGAAUAAGGUCUCGUUUGCAGUCUUUUCCGCGGUAUCGAAUACUGCCAGUAUGAGAAAUGAGUCUUCAUACCACAUGCAGUGGUUUAGAGGCGGGGAAAAUAAACGACGCUCUAUCGACUGGAUGCGCGUGCGAUGUGAAGCACGAGUACCAGUCCUUGAUCGACAGUUUUCUAGAAGGACGAACGCCAGCAGGCGACGAAAAGUCAACUUUAAUUCUCCUUACCUUGCUUCACGUCACAUCAGAAGCUGCGGUGAAAAGUUUGCGUUCUCGGAAAAUAUGUCCCGCGCUCUUAGAAAUUGUGAAGAACAUAGGUCGUCAAUGCCAAAUCGUUCAAAUUACGCUCAAGGUACAUCUGGCGACACCGGACAACUUCAUACGCCACAGUUGCAUGCUUACCUUGAGCUCGCUUGCUACGCUUAAUGAAUCCAUACAGAGUAAGGUCUUCAGAUUCCUCGACGAAGAGGUGACUAGAUUUGACACUCUUCUACAAGAAGAACGAGACCGGUACUACAAGUUGAUAAGUUUCAUGUUGAGUCAGCAGUCGAGAAGCAGCCAUCCUCAGCAUGGGCAAGAACCCUCUUGUCCUUCCCUCGAAUCAUGUGAACCUCAACGGGAUGACGACAAUGGGUUAACCCCAAGGCUUGAAAACACAGUGAGAAAAUGGUGGUCUGCUGUUCAUACCAAACGUGAAGAUAGGAGCCUGAAUGUUUGUUCAUGCUCUCUACUAAAGAUGUGGUACAAUAUCUUGAAACACUGUCCCAACGUUGUCACUUUUGAUGAUUGUUCUGUUGACUGCCUACUGGCAGUGUCGACCGGUGAAUGUGCCAUUUUGAGCAACCUUGCCCUGGAGAUAUUAGAUGAGGGACUUUGCUCGCUCACUAUGGAAGCAGACCUCACUAGAACUGCGAGCUGGAUCCCCCUGCUCUCUGCCAAGCUCACCGAAGCUUUGUGUAAAGGGUGGCUUCAGAGACUUCCCUAUAGAAAUGACACCUGUGGAUUUGGUGGGAUUCUGAGGGAACCAAUUGUCAGUGCUACGAAAAGAAAGGAAGAGGCCUUUGUUGUGGGGGACAGUAGAAUGCUUCGACGUGCCUUGCUUAUCACCUUAAAAGCGUCUGUGGCCCGCAUUUACCAAGGAGAGUUGGAAGUGGUCACAGAUAUACAUUCUAAGGCAUUUGCCUGGGUUUCCUCCAAGUCGUCUUCAGUGGCACCGAGAUUGACAGUGGAGGAUUGCUUGGUCAGAACUUUCAUAGACCAAGAUGACCAACUGACAGAGUGCCUUCUCAUGGAGCUCCUACUUCACCUUAAACUCCCAGGGCCUAUGAGAGACGAAUCCUCUCCAAGAGAACGAGUUGGGGUGCUUAAUCCCCACCUCCUGUUCCUCCACUUUCUGACCUCUCUCGGAAACGACCACACAACGCUCGUCGACCUGGUCACAUCAGACGAGACUUGUGCCUUGCUCUACUUUGUUCGCUACCUCAAGCUGGUGUUAUCCGAUUGGGACGCAUUCCUUGCAAGCCACAAGUGCUUUGAAAACAGCAUCCGAACAAACGAGUUUCCUGCUGAAGACGCGACAGCCGUCACCGACAGAACCAUGGCCGUGCUCAUCAGGUUAAGGAUGAAGCUCGAGAGGAUGUCCCAGAAAGGACUGGUGCCCUUUAAUGUCGGUCCAUUGCUUCGGUUAAUUGAAAGAUGCGAGAGCUUGUAUGAAGAAGCAAGCUAAACCUGUUGG